AUGGCCCGUCCCGCGAAGAAGUCUGCUUCCCCCAAGAAGGCCGUCAAGCCCGUUAAGGCUGCCAAGUCGCCCAAGAAGGAAAGGAAGGUGAAGGCCAAGAAGGACCCGAACGCCCCCAAGCGCGGAAAGACCGCCUACAUGAUCUGGUUGGCCGAGAACCGUGCCCGUCUUACCAAGCCUGGCAUGCCCGUCACCGAGGUCUCCAAGGCCGCCGGAGUUGAAUGGGGAAACGUGAAGGACAAGAGCAAGUGGGAGAAGCUCGCCGCCACCGACAAGGCCCGCUACGAAAAGGAGAAGGCCGCCUACAAGGGUGGAUCCCCGAAGAAGGCCGCUCCCAAGAAGAAG
This is a messenger RNA of Mesorhabditis spiculigera, 345 nucleotides long. Lineage: Eukaryota; Metazoa; Nematoda; Chromadorea; Rhabditida; Rhabditidae. The record is from the annotation of a GenBank genome assembly.